Prorocentrum cordatum is the source of this 477-nucleotide messenger RNA. The record is from the annotation of a GenBank genome assembly. NCBI's taxonomy places the organism in Eukaryota, Dinophyceae, Prorocentrales, Prorocentraceae.
AUGUGUUUCCGGCCGGAGCGCGUGGAGCCGAACUGGUCGUAUGUGGGUGCCGGCCAGGGCGGCUAUGAGAAGGUGGAGACGUACAACUACGUGGGCGAGGGCGCUGGAUCCUACGACCAGGACCUCUGCAGCCCCCACGUCUUCUACGGGUGGCGGCUGAGGAGCUGUUGCUUCUGUCUGCUGUGCAGCUGCGGGGUGUUCGUGCUCUGGUGGGCCCUCGGCCUCUUCGACCACCGCUGGCGCGACCUGGCCCACUGGCACCUGCUGCUGCCCGGCGCGCUGCCCGGGAGCAAUACGUCUUCCAGAACCGAGGGCCUUGGCGCAGGCCAGGAUGUCCUUGGGAGCGGCACCUUUCCUGGAAACUUCACGCCAGGCCAUCUUGGGAUUGCAGGAGCGCCAGGCGCAGCGAGGAACAGCAGCACUGAGUGCUCCGCCGUUGGGGAGAACUGCACCAGCACCAAGUGCUGCAAGGAUUAA